Molecule: messenger RNA, 1717 nt
Organism: Dryobates pubescens (Downy woodpecker)
Lineage: Eukaryota; Metazoa; Chordata; Aves; Piciformes; Picidae
Gene: FGFBP2
Product: fibroblast growth factor binding protein 2
Exons: 1
Coding region: 117-725 (202 amino acids)
Biological process (GO): cell-cell signaling
Molecular function (GO): growth factor binding
Source: RefSeq, a predicted model, not a curated record
UCACUGGAAAGAGGCUUCUUUGUGCACCAAGCCUUUAAAUUGUGAGCAGCCAGUGCCUUGCUAGUUUAACUUUUUCAGCUCACAUUGCUCCAGGAUCUCAGACAGCUCCUCUCACCAUGAAGAGUUUUGCUCUUCUUCUGCUAGUGCUGAUCUGUAGUAUGGGAGGAUUGGGACGGAAGCUGAAGCCAAAGAAAAGAAGCACCGCUGGAGACAUCAGCUUUCGGACUAAAACCAAAGAUGCUUGCAGAAUGAGCGUGAGUGGGGACGAGGAGCUGAAACUUCGGAUAGAUUGCAAAAGCCAAGGCGUGUCCUACUGGUGUGAAUUCACUGGCAAGCCCUCUGUCUGUCGUGCAUUCAGAAACAAUCCCAAGAUUUACUGGAACCAGGUCACCGCAGAGCUUAGGAAGCUCCCACAUGCUUGUGAAUCUUCACAAGUGUUGAAGACCACCAUGUGCCAAAAGGCUCCUCCAGAGGCUCUCAUGAAGCAAAUAGCUGCUGGGAUGGAGCCAGAUGUAGCAAACCAGGACCAAGCCCAGAAAAGUUCCACUUCUGUGAGGGGCGCAGGAAAAAGCCCUGCUAAGAAAACAGGGAAACCUCCAGUACUGCCAACCCAGCGUGGCCAAGGGUCUGAAAAUGAAACGGAAGCAAUGAAACUGGCACAGGAGCAUUGCUGGGAAUCCCUGCAUGGCAUCUGCUCCUACAUUAUUGGCAUCUUUAGGGGUUAAGGAUUUGUUUCAGGUAAAACUCUGCCUUGAAGCACAGCAGAAUAUGCCCAAAGUAAUCCCCUUGUAGUUUUAUUUUGCUCUUUGGGGGCAAAGUCUUUCAGGGGAGUAGACAGGGUGGGUCUAGGCUUACUCACUAAAAUGGCAAAGCCUGUACUGUGACUUCUAUGGGGCUGAACAUUCUAAGCUUCCCCAGCAAUGGCUACUAGCUCAGGACUACCUGACUGCCUCCUGUAAGGUCCUUAGGAUGUGCUGAGAUGUUUGUGCUGUCUGUUGCUAAUACAUAAUUUCAGUUCUAACUUUGAGUUGUGCUUGUGCUCUACCUUCUGUCAUUCCUUCCUUUGAUGCUGGCUUUUGGAUUUAAGCCUGUGAAGCGGGCUAAAGCAACAAGAGCAUCAACUAGAACAAUGUAGAAACUGGGAGGAUAAAGUUUGAUGUUUGCCCAAACUGCUAAUUAAUAAAAUUAUUUUUGCUUUAAAAAUCAGUUUCUAAAGAACUUUAAGAAAUUUAAUCCAGCCAGACUGUCUUGGUUUGCUGGUCUGUUUCUUUAGAGGCAAUAGGGGAUCCUGUGCCGGCCCUUGUCUGGAAUGUCUUAUGUUUUCAGCCAGGACUGAAAAACACAAAGCCCUCGCCAGAGUCACUGGGUUUAUGCCCACUUCAUUUAGGCUCAGAGAAAACCAGAAGCUGGCAACUAAACCUGGCAAACUGUUGACAAAAAUGAGAACAGAUGCAGCAUGAACCAGCAAGUUGCUUAAAGUGUUUAGACUGCUAAUCAUCUUCAUUGUGCUUAAUGGAGCAAAGUCACUAAUUGUUUUUCUGUUCUUUCUGUUUUGCAGAGCAAAAGUUUUACAGCUGAAGAAAGGUCCUUGCUGUAGUUCAAUGAUUUAGACGUAUGAAUUGUGGGUUCAAAAUGAGUCAUCUCUGUAAAUCCUGUAGCUGUUUUCUCUUUGCACCCUACAAUGUUACUUUUUAACAACCCUGAAAAAUUCAUGAAA